Molecule: messenger RNA, 3398 nt
Organism: Acipenser ruthenus (sterlet)
Lineage: Eukaryota; Metazoa; Chordata; Actinopteri; Acipenseriformes; Acipenseridae
Product: guanine nucleotide-binding protein G(i) subunit alpha-1
Exons: 9
Coding region: 719-1783 (354 amino acids)
Biological process (GO): adenylate cyclase-modulating G protein-coupled receptor signaling pathway
Cellular component (GO): heterotrimeric G-protein complex
Molecular function (GO): GTPase activity; GTP binding; G-protein beta/gamma-subunit complex binding
Source: RefSeq, a predicted model, not a curated record
AAUUACACAUGUACCAUUGCUAUCUCCCGACUUAUCAACGAUUUAUGGGGGAGGGAUUUGAAGCUAGUACAACGGCUACAUUUUUCUACCGGCUAGAGACCUUAGAGGCCAUGAUCUACCUUAUAUGUGGACCGCCAGCUAACAAAGUUCACUUAUACAGCUCAAGAAGCUCCAAUUGCAGCACCAACCUAAGCUUUUAGUGAAACCGUAUCAUAUGCAGACAAACCCAAAAUGUGUUUAAUGUAAUGGUUAUACAGAGAUAAGUCAAAAAGACGGCAAAACUAUCUAAGUGACCCAUUCAGACCGAGUGAUUUUUUUUUUCAAAUUUAAAAAGCCAAUCUGUUGGAAGCGCGCGUGCGCGAGCGAGCGAGUCUCUGUGUUUCUGAACAGGAAGCAGCGGUCAGUCAGACUGGGAGACUGAAGAGAAAGAGAGGUGUUGGGAGUCUGCUGUAUAUGUUGAUUUUUUAAAACUUGUAAUUGCAAAAGGUUACAAAUACUGGAGUCAAAGCUUACGGAGUGGAAACAAAAGGGUCAUUUCAUACUGAAAGUCGGUCAGUUAUUAGCAUUGGUCGUUUUUCAAAACAUUUUCAAAACAUCUGAUAAAAGGGCGUGUUUUUAUCGUGUAUUUUUUCUUCUUUUUUUUUACACGUACAUUUUUUUUUUUUUUUUUUUAAAGAUUUACAGUUAAUAUUGUACUACAAAAAGGGUCUGUUUGAGGAUGGGGUGCACCCUAAGCACGGACGAUAAAGCAGCGCAGGAUCGCAGUAAAAUGAUCGACAGGAACCUACGAGACGACGGAGAGAAAUCGGCCAGGGAGGUCAAGUUGCUCCUUCUCGGUGCUGGAGAGUCGGGAAAAAGCACAAUUGUGAAACAGAUGAAAAUUAUUCAUGAAGCUGGUUAUUCAGAAGAGGAAUGCAAACAAUACAAAGCUGUUGUUUACAGCAACACCAUUCAGUCCAUAAUUGCCAUCAUCAGGGCUAUGGGGAGAUUGAAGAUAGACUUUGGUGAAUCUGCAAGAGCAGAUGAUGCUCGUCAAUUGUUUGUGCUAGCUGGCUCUGCAGAAGAAGGAUUCAUGACGGCAGAACUAGCAGGUGUUAUCACAAGAUUGUGGAAGGAUCCUGGUGUUCAAGCCUGUUUCAGCAGGUCAAGAGAAUACCAGCUAAACGACUCUGCCGCUUAUUACCUGAAUGACAUGGACAGGGUAGCGCAUGCCUCCUAUGUCCCUACUCAACAGGAUGUCCUCCGAACCAGAGUUAAAACUACUGGAAUUGUAGAGACACAUUUCACAUUUAAAGACCUCCACUUCAAAAUGUUUGAUGUGGGUGGUCAGAGGUCUGAACGAAAGAAGUGGAUUCACUGUUUUGAGGGAGUUACAUCAAUCAUAUUCUGUGUUGCACUUAGUGACUAUGACCUAGUUCUAGCUGAAGAUGAAGAAAUGAACCGAAUGCAUGAAAGCAUGAAAUUGUUUGACAGCAUCUGCAACAACAAGUGGUUCACAGACACCUCUAUUAUCCUUUUCCUAAACAAGAAGGAUUUGUUUGAAGAGAAGAUUAAAAGAAGCCCUCUUACAAUUUGCUUUCCUGAAUAUGCAGGAUCCAACACAUAUGAAGAAGCAGCAGCUUAUAUUCAAUGCCAGUUUGAAGACCUGAACAAGCGAAAAGACACCAAGGAGAUUUACACUCACUUCACUCAAGCCACAGACACCAAGAAUGUGCAGUUCGUGUUUGAUGCGGUUACUGAUGUGAUCAUAAAGAAUAACUUAAAGGACUGUGGUCUCUUUUAAAGCACUGCAGGUCUUGAUUAGAUGAAAACAUUUGCCAGACUUAACAGAUGUUGUUUUUCUUUUUUUUUGGGUUGGGGGAACGACUCAACAUGAAAUGAUGGACCAGUACUGUACUAUUUGUCAGUUUUAACAGCUUUAUUUAUGUUUUUGUCUUGAACAUUUUAAAUCAGAAUUUAUGAAAACAUUUUGUCUGGAUUGUAUGUAUAAUUGUAACGGUAAGCACCAGUUGAUUUUCACAAAAAGGACAUUUACAAGAGGAUGUUUUAAUUGAUUGACACAUUUCAUGUUUGGCCUUUUAUAGUUGGAGGCUUGCCUUUGGUGGAACAAUUGCAGCAUGUUUCCCAAGUUCUUUGGGGUGGGGUGGGGGGGGGUACAUAGUGUGAAUUUAAUUUUGUAGGCUGUUGUGCCUUCGCAUGCCUUUUACUGUCCUUGUAAAAUGCUUUGCUUGCUUGCUAAAUUGUUCCAACAUAAGUGUAUAGUUUCAUGUUCAACGAUUUCCUUAUGUUUCCUAUGAAACCUAUACCCGUGUUGCACACAAUUCCACUGAAAUAUACAACCUUUUAAUAAUUAUGACCAAUAAAUAUGACCGCAGUGCAUUGCCUUACAGGUAGUGCCAAAGUUUUAUAUAUACUUUUUAGUUGAUGAAAACAAUGUGUUUAAAUAGAGGUUCAUCUUGCAAGUCUCAACAUUUCUAAUGUGCUUAAAAUGUUUAAAAAUGCAAUUUAUUAUCAUCGAAAAUGAAAUGCAUCCACAAGAAGCUUUAAAAAUGAUGGAAUAAAGUACUUGCAUAUAGUGAAUUAUGGUUAAAGAAUUUACUGUUAAAUCCAGGAAAAAAUGUAAAUAUACUAUUUACUGAUAGACUUUUAACACAGCAUACUAUUUCAGUGUCUAACAGUGGUUGUCUUUUUUUUUCUAAUUUUAAAUUGCUAUGGUUUGGGAUAAUAUACAAGAGGCUUCUGAACUCAUCAAAACACAAAAAGGUCCUGCAAAGUUUGUAUGUGGAGCAUGGUGAAAUGUAAUUGUGAAUAUUGUCACAUUUCAACCCAUUCUAUUCAAUGACCUUUUAAAGACUAAUUUCCUCAUUUUUGCUAAUAAAAACAAACUAUUUUGCAAUCUGUAUGAUGAAACCAUGGUAUCCUUUUACUGCCUAUUAAUUGGAAACUGCUGUUGAAUAUUGAAUUUUAAAGAUUUUUUUUCUAUGUCUAUCAGACAAAUUGUAUGUAAUGUACUUUGUGCAUGAUUUUAAAUUGACGUUUUAUAAUCUCUCAAUACUAUUUGUAUUCCAGUACGCAUAAAUGGUUGGAUGAACCAAUAAUUCACAGUUUAUUUACAAAUGUUCCAGAUUUUGUGCCUUUGUGAAAGAUUAUUUUAAGUUUAAUAUUAAGUUUGUUGAACUUAAUGAUGAACAAAACGGCUGUAUCCACAACCUUUAUGGUCAGUUCUUUUGAGUAGUUAAAGCAUGGCGCUGCCCUUUUUCAUAGAUUUACAAGUAACAGUUUCCAGAACUUUUGGGCUUCUGAUCAUUGUAGUUCUCUGAUGCUACUGCACAUAAGCAGGUUUUACUUUCAGUACAUUAUAAUUUUAUGAAAGGUAAUUAAACUGUUCCAUAAGUCUU